UUCGCUUAUGUAAUUCUAUGGUACAAACGGGGAAGUUGCCACUUCCUCUGCAUGUGUACGUUGUAUAAAAAUGGCUCCAACGAAAGGAAAAGGUGGUGAAAAACCAGGAAGUGGAGGUAAAAAAGAUGAUAAAAAGAAACCAGCUUCAGCUCCUGCAGCUGCUUCCACAGCAAAGACUUCAGCCUCGUCUUCAUCUGCACCUAAACCAGCAGCAGCUACAUCGUCCUCGGCUCCAAAAGCUGCAAAAUCUGCUACUGCAAAACCAGCAGCACCCAAAUCGGCAGCUGGUGCAUCUAAACCAGGGGCUGCCAGUAAACCCGCAACUGCGUCUAAACAAGCAAGUGCUGCCAAACAACCGACAACGGCUAAAUCUUCAACAAAGGCUGCUGGUGAUAAAAAAGCUGCAGCCAAGCCCAAAGUAGCAGCAAAACAAUCUAAAACAGCUGCAGCCAAAAAACCUGCAAGCAAAACCGCCGUUAAACCAAAAGCCCCUGCUAAAGCUGCUGCUACUACAGUUGUCAAACCCAAGAAGAAUGUUCCGAUUAAAGCACAGAAGGGUGUUGGUAAAGUGGUCAAGUCACCAGAUGUGCAAAAGGCUUUGAAAGUUCAGAAAAAAGUAAUAAAAGGUUCGUUUGGUACAAAAGCACGUAUCAUUCGCACGUCGGUCCAUUUUCGAAGACCUAAGACUUUCAGGCCUCCUAGGAAUCCGAAGUAUCCUAGAAAGUCGGUGCCCAAGAGAAGUCGCAUGGAUGCAUAUAAUAUAAUUAAGUAUCCAUUGACAACUGAAGCUGCCAUGAAAAAAAUUGAAGACAACAACACUUUAGUUUUCUUGACUCAUAUUAACGCAAAUAAGCAUCAUAUUAAAGCUGCGGUUAAAAAAUUGUACGACAUUAAUGUAGCUAAAGUGAAUACAUUAAUUAGGCCUGAUGGUAAGAAGAAGGCUUAUGUAAGACUAGCAAGGGACUAUGAUGCUUUAGAUGUUGCUAAUAAGAUUGGAAUUAUAUAAGUUAAUAUUCAGGUUUGUUUUGUACAUUGAAUGUAUAAAUAAAACUUGGACCAAGAGA
Agrilus planipennis (emerald ash borer) is the source of this 1064-nucleotide messenger RNA. It is a transcript of the gene RpL23A, whose product is annotated as 60S ribosomal protein L23a. The record is from RefSeq and is a predicted model, not a curated record. Gene Ontology annotation, molecular function: structural constituent of ribosome; rRNA binding. The transcript is spliced from 3 exons. The coding region runs from base 71 to 1006 and encodes 311 amino acids. Gene Ontology annotation, cellular component: cytosolic large ribosomal subunit; ribosome. Gene Ontology annotation, biological process: ribosomal large subunit assembly; translation. NCBI's taxonomy places the organism in Eukaryota, Metazoa, Arthropoda, Insecta, Coleoptera, Buprestidae.